AUGAGAGGUGUUGGCUUUGUUGAGAGUGGACUUACUGUAAAUGGGAGUUCUUUAGGCUGGAAUCAAACUAAUCAUUGCAAGCUGCUAGACGCGUUGGCCCAUGAGCAAUUGCAACUUUGUCGGCGAAAUCUUGAGUUGAUGCACAGUAUUGUCCACGCCGCCAAGAUGACCAAAAAUACAUGUCAGAACACCUUCGGUGACAUGCGGUGGAACUGUUCCUCUGUUGAAAAAGCCCCUCGUUUUACACCAGAUUUAGCAAAGGGCACCAGGGAGUCUGCGUUUGUGUUCUCACUAGCUUCUGCCGUAGUGAGUCAUUCCAUCGCCAGAGCCUGCUCUUCUGGAGAGCUCCCCAGCUGCUCGUGCGCCCCAGCCCCUGCUGAACAGGCCGGGCCCGACUUCAAAUGGGGAGGAUGUGGCGAUAACCUGCGCUAUGGUCUCCAAAUGGGAUCUGCCUUUUCUGAUGCACCGAUGAGAAACAGCAGAUCUGGCUCUCAGCCGUUCAGACUGAUGAACUUGCACAAUAAUGCAGUUGGAAGACAGGCACUUAUUGAUGCCCAGGAGACCAAUUGCAAAUGCCAUGGGGUGUCUGGGUCCUGCUCUGUCAAAACAUGUUGGAAGGGCCUCCAUGAUAUUAAUCACAUUGCCAUGGAUCUCAAAUCCAAGUACCUGUCUGCCACCAAGGUGAUCCAUCGUCAUCUUGGGACGAGGAAGCAGUUGGUCCCCAGAGAGUUGGAUUUUCGACCAGUGAGAGAGAGUGAUUUGGUCUACCUGGUCAGCUCUUCGGAUUACUGCACACACAAUGAGAAACAUGGCUCACUCGGCACACAGAACAGGCAGUGCAAUAAGACAUCCAAUGACAGUGGGAGUUGCAAUAUAAUGUGCUGUGGUCGCGGCUACAAUGCCUUCACUGAGAGGAUUGUGGAGAGAUGCCAGUGCAAGUACCACUGGUGCUGCUAUGUCACCUGCAAGAGGUGUGAAAGGACAGUGGAGAGAUAUGUAUGCAAAUAA
Messenger RNA from Salvelinus namaycush (lake trout), 1008 nucleotides. RefSeq names its product protein Wnt-11-like. The record is from RefSeq and is a predicted model, not a curated record. NCBI's taxonomy places the organism in Eukaryota, Metazoa, Chordata, Actinopteri, Salmoniformes, Salmonidae. Gene Ontology annotation, molecular function: frizzled binding; cytokine activity. Gene Ontology annotation, cellular component: extracellular region. The transcript is spliced from 5 exons. Gene Ontology annotation, biological process: canonical Wnt signaling pathway; cell fate commitment; neuron differentiation. Bases 1 to 1008 code for a protein of 335 amino acids.